This is a messenger RNA of Dufourea novaeangliae, 301 nucleotides long. Its product is annotated as E3 ubiquitin-protein ligase sina-like. NCBI's taxonomy places the organism in Eukaryota, Metazoa, Arthropoda, Insecta, Hymenoptera, Halictidae. The transcript has 4 exons. Bases 14 to 301 code for a protein of 95 amino acids. The record is from RefSeq and is a predicted model, not a curated record.
UCCAAGCAGAGAAAUGGAAGAAGCGAAGUGGUACUACAUAUUAGAAGAGUUACUUCAGUGUUCUGUAUGUUUGGAGAUACCAAAGACUUUGAUUGUGCAGUGCAUAAUAGGGCAUCAUAUUUGCACUUUUUGUAGAAAAACUUUGAAUAUUUGUCCUAUGUGCAAACAAGAAUUUGUACAAACAAGAAAUUUUGUUGCGGAAGAUUUAGUUAUUAAACUAAAUGACAUAAAGCUCUCUAUAGAACAGGAAAUAGAAACUGUAAAGCAAACAUUUGAUAAAACUAAAAACACUAAGAUAUAG